GGUUUCACGAUCCCGAAAUAUUGGGUCAAGCAUAAAUUGGGUCUGUUGGUUGCCCCCAAGGUUUUUUAGCCUACUUUCCUAUUAUCAUCCAUAUUUAUCAUAUUCAGUCAAUUAAUUUACAAACUAAUUUGGUUUUGAAAAUUACGGAUAUAUGUUAGUUCUUAAAAUCAAAGAUAUUUAUUCAGAGUUUUAUUCAACUGCACCAAUAUUUGUAUGAUAUCGCAUAUCGGUAUUGUAGUCUUCUAGUAGGCCUAGCUCAGUAUAGAUAAAUACGUAAUAUUUCUGUUUUAUUUCAAGAAUUCGUUAAUUCAAGAAAAAAUGGAUUCUCAAGAAUUGGAGAACAAGAUACGCUAUUUCAAUGGAGAAAUACCUGCCGUUAAGGAAUAUGAACAAGCAGCUCAAUCAGAAAGAUAUAUUGAAACUUUACACAUAUUUAUCAAAGAAGAAAAGGAAGAUCCGAAUGAAGAGUCUUUCGACGAACAAGACCAAACACCAAAAGAAUGCGGAUUGAUAGCUGAUUCUCCAAGUGAAACUGUUCUUGACGUUGAAGACGACAGACUGGACAAAGAGGAUGAAAUUAAUCAUAUUUUUACUCAUUCAUUUGAAAAUGUGAUUCCUACAAAUAAUUGUGAAGGUUCUUUUACUGUAAAAUGUAAAAAUUCAUUCAUUGGAAACUUUGAGAAUUCAAUUUCCACAGAACUCUGUGAAAAAUCGAACUAUCCAGACAAUUUUGAUAAUUCUAUAUGCACUGAAAAUUUAUUGGAGCCGAUUGUUUCGAUAGAAGAUGUGCCACCAAACUCCACCGAACACUAUCAAAGUCUUAUUUCUCCAGAUAAUAUUGAUGAUAAAAAAUGCACUGUAAACUUAUUAGAGCCGUUUUUUCCUGCAAACGAUGUUUCAACCCAUGAAGGCCUACUGACCUACAUUUGCGCCAAGUGUGAAUUCAAGUGCUUGGAUCAGUUCGCUCUACAUACUCACAUGAGAAUGCAUGAUGAUGAAAAACGUUAUAAUUGUAAAUUCUGUAACUUUAAGAGCAAUAAAUCGAAUAACUUUAAACUUCAUCUCAGAAUACAUACAGGCGAAAAACCUUUCAGUUGUGAACUUUGUGAUUUCAAGACUUCGCGAUCAAGUUGCUUGAGAUUGCAUUCUAAAACUCACACCGGAGAGAGACCAUUCAGCUGUGAAAUGUGUGAUUUCACGAGUAUUCGAGCAAGUAGUUUGAAAAUCCAUCUUCGCACUCAUACUGGUGAAAAACCUUUCACCUGUGAUUUUUGUGAUUUCAAGUGCACUCGAUCAAGUAAUUUGAGAAUUCAUCUCGAAAUUCACUCGGACGAAGAACCAUUUAGCUGUGAAUUUUGUGAUUUCACAACCUUACAAUCAAGCCAAUUGAAAAAACAUCUAAAAAUACACACAGAUGACCCUCUUAGCUGUGACUAUUGUGAUUAUAAAUGUAAAAAAUCAGUUCAUUUAAAAAAUCAUAUGAAACUUCACACGGGUGAGAAGCCUUUCAAUUGCAAAUUUUGUGAUCACAAGUGUAAAAGUUCUUAUGAUUUGAAAUCUCAUCUUAUCUCUCAUCAGGGUGAAAAAAGCUUUAGCUGUGAAUUUUGCAACUACAAGAGUGCACGAGCAGGCGAUUUGAAAGUUCAUGUGAAAAUUCACACCGGUGAAAAGCGUUACCAGUGUCAGUUGUGCGACUACAAGAGCACGCGGUCGGGUGGGUUGAAAUGCCAUCUCAGGAAACACACAGGCGAGAAACCGUUUAGCUGUGAAUUUUGCGACUACAAGUGCGCUGAGGUUACCAAUUUGAGAAGUCAUUUAAGGAUACACACCGGCGAAAAGCCAUUCAGCUGUAACCUCUGUGAUUAUAAAAGCUCUAGAUCAAAUUCUUUGAGAGCCCAUCUCAAAACACACGCUAAAAAUGGAGUUUCUCGAGUGUGAAGUAUCAACCAAAUUUCUUAGUAGGUAUCUAGAUAACCCGAGUCUGGCUCAUUUACUUUCUAAAGUGGAGUGCUCUCCGGAUCAUUUUCAAUAAUCCAUUCUCAUUUGGCUCAAUAUUAUGCAACAUUUUCAACUCAAAAUCUUUCAUGUUAGACUAAUCAAUAAUAAAUAAUUUGAGUAUAUUUCUGUUUUCAACCAUCAACAUUUCAAAUUGUAUUUUUAUUUCAAAUUUUGAUUAGUAGGCUAUAUUAUGAAAUCUGUAUAAAUAAACUUUAAAAUCUUGAAGUUUCAGCCAAUAUAUAAUUUUAAAGGCCUGUUUAUGCUUUUGAAAAGUGGUUUAGGCGGAAUUUAUUGUCACCGUACAAUGAUUACAAUCAUGUUCGUCACAACCUACAUUUUGAAAUAGAGUUCCUAGAAAAUACUUUUUCAGUAGUUCCUAAUUUCCUCAAUUACUACUAGGAUUUAUUUUUCAAAAUCUGGAGGAUGACAAAAUCAAUCAAUUUGAAUUAGAAUAGAAUAGAAAUGAAGUUUAUUCAAUAAAACAAUUCAAACCGUUCUCAAUCUGACAAGAACCAAAUUGAAAUAGUAAACAGUAAAGAAAUAAACAGUUAAUCAGACAUGGCAUUUUGCCGUCAGACAGUAAAAGUUGAAUUAUUAAAAAAACUAUGGGAAAUUUGUAAAUAUAUUAUGAACAAAAAAUGUAGAUUACAGAUAAAGAUAGUGCCGUUUGGUUUGUAAGUGAAGCUCCUAACUGUAAUUUCGUCUAGGCCUAUACCUAAUUGACAAUCAGUGGCUUCAAUAAUUAUUGUUUCAUUGUAAAAAUAGAAUAAAUAAUAUAGUGGCAGAAAACAACAUGCAGGAAAUUGAAUAUUGUCUCAAAGAAUAAACCCCUUCUGCUAUCUUCCGGGUUGACAACCAGAUCAGUUUCUUUUGUUGCGCCUUGUUUGAUCAGGAUCGCCAUGGAUCCAUCUCCUUGAUCGACCUCUUGCGAAGUAAUGUCCUCUCCCUGGUUUGAAGAUCUCUCACACUUAUUGAUAGCCGGAAGCAUGUUGUAUCGCGUGAACUACAACGAUUUGACGAAGAAUAUCAGGAUGUUUUGACUGGUUGCUGUUUCAAAACGCAAUAAUCAACAAAAACUGAGGAAACCUGUCAACUAUUCCCCUCUACAGUUCGUAUUUGACGUACCAUGUAAGCCACUGACAAUAGGGUCAAGGCUAGGACUGUAUAUGUAUGUACACGGUGUCCCACGAACAGGUUUACACGUUCAAGUGUAUAUUACGUGCACAUUCAUGCACCGAACGUUUUCAAAUUUUACACAGUUUACAAAGUAGGUUCUAAAAAUAUUCUGGGAAAAUUUCAGCUCCCAAUUUUAGCAGGAACAAAAUGGCGGCUUAUUUGAAAAUUUUACCAAUUCGCUUCCUGUAAAAACUACUGCUGCCAUUUUGUUUCUACGAAGGUUAGGGAGCUGAGAUUUUCCUAGAGUAUUUUUAUAUUUUUAGAACCUACUUUGUGAACUGUGUAAAAUUUGGGUGCAUGAAUGUGCACGUAAUAUACACUUGAACGUGUAAACCUCUUCGUGGGACACUUUGUAUGUAUGUAGAUAUAUAUUUUUCAUUCAUUCAUUUCAUAUAUUUUUAUUAAUGUGUAUGGUGUAUAUAGCUAUGAAAGCAGAGUAUAUAGGUAGGCCUAUGUAGGUUGAAAACAGCUUAUAUGUGGUAUUUGAGUUUAUAAAGCUAUGAAUAGGUAGUGUAUGGAUAUAUGAAUAAAUUACUGUUUUCGUACAAUUUCUUACGUUACAGGGAGUGAAAAGCACUACACAAAAUUUAGUGCUCCAGGAUCUGUACUAUUUUCUUCUUAUUACAAUCUGAAAAAUCAAACUUUUUUGUAAGGCGAUAGCCUAGUGAUUAUUAACAAUAAGAUUAUUAUGAUCAUUGUGUUGUUAACUAUUUUCAGUAUGAAUUAAUCUUAUUUAUGAUCUUGAAUAAUAAAUAAAUGUAUUGUUGAACAAAUAUUUGUUUUUUUUUUAACUUGACUGUGAAUUAUUGUGUUUUAAGUGCAAUCAUACCCCUUUGUAAGUACUCAUACCCUAGUAUGAGUACUGUAAGCAAGAUUCUUUAGUUUUCUUAGCAAAAUAAUUAUUUUCUUUGAACUAUUAUCUAUUACCUAUCAUAUAGUGAUAGAAUUGCUACAUGGUUUUAUGUUUUCCUUUCAUUGUUAUAGCAGCUUCAAUAAGGGGGUGAAAUUUUGUAGCGGUUCCAUUCCUUUAGCAGAGGGAUUAGAGAAGCGUACUUUUGUUAUUUUUACCUCAUCACUGGUCUCAAUUGAGUGAAAAGUGGUGCAAAGUGAAAAAUUGUUUUUUUUUGUCAAAUGAUCUAUAUUGUUGCAAAAUGAACAUUCCCCCCUCCCUCAUUAAAGCUGCUUUAUAUAGCAAUGAAAGGUAAACAUGGAAUUGUGAAAUAUUUAAAAAAUCAAAGUACCCUUUUUACUUACGACAUUGAUGCCAUUUCCAAGUUACAAUCGUAAAUUAUGUGGAAACAUGUCGUUAGUAAUGAAAAGAAGAGUACUUUUAAUUUUCACAUAAAUACGAGUAGCCCUUACCAAAAAAGUUAAUUGUGAAAUAAUACACCAAAUUAAAGAUAAUUCAAGUUGACCAGAAUUUAGGGACCAUGCAUUUUGCCUCCAAGUCUGGGGUCUCUACUUGCGAGGUGAUAAGCAAAUAAUAGUCGGUCCUUUCGAAAAUAAAAAUAUUGUUAAUCUUCUCAGUACACAGAACUAUUCUAAAAAUUGGAUGGUUUUCAUUCAGUGACAGAAGCGUGUGAAUCGGUUGAAUGUUUUUUGUCGAAUGAUCUAUUGUUGAAAAAUAGAAAAUUUUAACACACUCCUCUGAAGCAUUACACGUGGUACCGUUUGAAUUUCUUGAUUUAUUGUUGCACUCAGGGCUUCAAUGGUUCGUGGUUUAUAUAUACACGUGCUUUUAGGUAGCCCCAUAAAAAUGCCCAAUUAUUGGCCCUUACUUUUCUCGGGAAAACGGUCGAACCGUCACUGUCAAUACGGAUCAUUACCUAACGAUGCUGCGUGAUUUUUUUCUGCCAAAUUGAGCAGACGACAUAUCAACGUCAAUACUGUAUGGUUUCAACAAAAUGGGGCGACAUGCCAUACAUCAAGAGCAGCUAUGGGAUUUCUAAGGCAGACCUUCCCUGGACGCCUCAUUUCGUUGCUUGGAGAUGUGGAGUGGCCUCCUCGGACACCGGACCUGUCACCUUGUGACUAUUAUUAAAGCACGUGUUUACAUGAACAAACCACAAACCCUUGAAGCCCAGAGUGAAACAAUAACACAAUAAAUUCGAGCGGUACCACGUGCAAUGCUUCAGAGGAGUACGGACAACGUCUACAGGAGUGUAUGGACAAAAAUGGACAGCAGUUGACAAAUGUUAUUUUUCGUACAUACCUAAUCAAUUUUUCCCCUUUAAUUUGUAUAAUGGCAACAUCCAAGGUACACACAAAAUUUUUUUUUUUAGUUUCGUUUAAAAAUAAGUGUGUUACUGUUAUUUCAAAUCAUCCAUACCUCCCUGCCCAACCGUGUAUUUAAAACUAAAAGAAGAUUUAGAAAAAGUUGUAAGAUGAAUAUUGUAGGAUAUUAUGUAAGCUUCAAUUUUGUAUGGAAUUUGGAAUAUUCAUAUCUGUAAGGCUGGCAACUAACGAUAGAACAUGCAUGAUGAAAAGUCGUUAUAGUCCUCACAGUUUUAUAUUCUAUGUUGGGCGCUUCUCACUUAAUAUGAACGUUUAUGUGCAUGGUAAACAUGCAUGUUCUAGCGUUAGUGGCCAGCCUUAGACGCAUAGUUUUCGAGAUACAUGCGAGAACCAAAAAAAUUGUACCCCCAGUCCCAUAGCACAGGGGUUGGGGUGGAGGUUUUUAUAUGUUUACCUCUGUACUAUCCUAAACAGAACUGCUGGGUCAAAAAUUGUCUUUAAACUUUUUCCUCUGUAACGCUUCGUUGAAUGGACUAUAAGGAGCAUUUAUGAAAAGUUAAAUUCAAUCUUAUUCACUCGUUAAGCUUUAAAUGUGUUGCAAACAAACGCUAAAAGAUCAAAUUAAUUUUUAUCAGAUAACUGAAUAAAAAAUCCUAAUCGAUUUUAUUGAUUGAUAUGUAAUCAAUGUAACCUAACAAAAUUUUUAUUUUCAAAGGAAUCCAACUUGAAAAUAAUAUGAUUUUCAAGAUACCGAAAAGUAAAAUAAUAGAAGUAUUUCAAUUUUGCAACUACCACUCAGAACAGCUGGCGAACCUCCAGUGUUCCAUAAACAACCUUUUGGUACCGUUUUAACAUACAUUUCAUACAACUUUCCAUCCGAGUCCUGUUCGCUAACACUAAAAGAAUGGAAACCAUGCUAUGGUUUUUUUUGAAAUAAUGAUGUUAAGCAUCAAUUUUUCAUUAUAAGAAAUAGUUUUAUUCUAAACACUAUAUAACUAAACAAAUUAAUGAAAGUACAAUAUUGAGAUUUAUACUAUAAAGCUAGAAAAAAAUAAUGAAGGUAUAUAAAAUUCAACAAUAUUAUUGCAAAGAAUUGAAAUCUGAUAAAACUUGAAGUUUGAUCUUUGAAAAUUUAUAUUCAAACUUUGAGCAAUUUUUUCUUAUUUCGACUUAUUUACUUAUUUUUACUCAAUAGAUACGGUACCUAUUAUUUUAUCCAUACAGAACCAGAUUUUGUAUUGUACCAUUUAAAUUAAUUCAACAAUUAAUAUAAUGUAACAUCAAAGCUAAGAAAUAAAAAAUGAGUUAGAAUGCUGUAACUUUGUGUUUUUUGAUUAAGUCUAAUUGUUAACUUUCUUAUUUAUAUACAUUCACUAGGUUGUUAGUAAAUAGAAAGUGCCGUUAAGAAAUAUACAAAAGAUUCUAUCUAACCUCAAUUAAAACAUAAACAAUGUAAAAUAUAAAUAAAAUAAGUAUAUGAUGAAAAACUGAAUGAUGUACUUAAUUAAAUACCAAUAUGAAUUUCAUUCUACUGACUCUGUGUAAACUGCAUUUUUAAAUUUAUUUAAUUCAUUGGCAAUUGUCAAUACAAUCUAAUGAAUUUUAAAUUCUUAUUAUUCACUAACUAUACUUAUAAUCAUUAUUACUACCUAGAUACUUAAAGCUACAGAAAGUAAAUUUGUAAUGAUUAAAUUCAAAUUGAAUUAUU
Nilaparvata lugens (brown planthopper) is the source of this 7117-nucleotide messenger RNA. RefSeq names its product gastrula zinc finger protein XlCGF57.1. NCBI's taxonomy places the organism in Eukaryota, Metazoa, Arthropoda, Insecta, Hemiptera, Delphacidae. The record is from RefSeq and is a predicted model, not a curated record. Bases 319 to 1938 code for a protein of 539 amino acids. The transcript has 3 exons.